Messenger RNA from Diaporthe citri, 486 nucleotides. RefSeq lists its product as uncharacterized. The record is from RefSeq and is a predicted model, not a curated record. NCBI's taxonomy places the organism in Eukaryota, Fungi, Ascomycota, Sordariomycetes, Diaporthales, Diaporthaceae. The transcript is spliced from 2 exons. The coding region runs from base 1 to 486 and encodes 161 amino acids.
AUGGUCGGUGAAAUGUCCCUUGGGGCGUUCGUUCAGACCAUUCUCUUCCACUUGGCGCCCGUCCUGUGUGUCUUCUUGCUCCUCACUUGGCGGCGCUCCAGUGUCCCAGCCAGUAUGAGGAAAGAGGCCAACAUCUCAGAGAGAUCUCCGCCCGUUCGUUUGACUCUUCGUUUCCGCCACAUUCCGAACAGAAUCAACGAAGCCGCUUUUCGACGAGCUGUGGGAGGACACGAGGACGAAAGCAUUAUCGGAAUGUCAUGGACCCCAUCAACGAUUGGAGCAUCGCACGUUUCAACAGUUUGCUUCGCCAAGAAGGCUUCCUUCCUUGACAAGAUUUGGCAGAAGAAGGAUCAAGUCGACUGCACCAUCAACCUCACGUCUGACGGCGACACGUUCGAUGUUGCGGUGGAUGAUCAUUUCUUCGACUUGACCCCUUUGCACUGGCCAGAGCGCUGGGAUAUCGAGUGCGUGCCUUGCCCAUUAUAA